AAAAGGGGAAGGGUCUUCACGGAACCCCUAUAAAUAUCACAAUUUCCUCAAUUUCUCUCAUUUUUUCCGGUUUCACCUUUGUCCUUCCUCUUUCCCGCUCUCUCAAGGGUUAGGGUUUCUCUUUUUCCAAAAUUUCAAUCACAGUAACAAUGUCGACAUCCAAGAAAGUCACUCUCAAAUCGUCCGACGGCGAGACUUUUGAGGUGGAGGAAGCGGUGGCGGUAGAGUCGCAGACUAUAAAACACAUGAUCGAGGAUGACUGCGCCGACACUGAGAUACCGUUGCCUAACGUGACCAGCAAGAUCUUGGCUAAGGUCAUCGAAUACUGCAAGAAGCAUGUCGAGGCCGCCACUGCUGAUAAGGACAAGGAUAAGUCCUCCUCUGAUGAGGCUCUCACGACUUGGGACGCCGAUUUUGUCAAGGUUGACCAGAAUACCCUUUUUGAUCUCAUCCUGGCUGCUAACUAUUUGAACAUCAAGAGUUUACUAGAUUUGACUUGCCAGACUGUGGCUGACAUGAUCAAAGGGAAGACUCCGGAGGAGAUUCGCAAGACAUUCAACAUUAAGAAUGAUUUCACCCCAGAGGAAGAAGAGGAGGUUCGAAGGGAGAAUCAGUGGGCAUUUGAAUGAUGAAUGUAAAAUGUCCUUGCAAUGUGCAUAUGAUGGUAUGAUGAUAGGAAUGUCGAUAUACGAUAGGAUGCUGUUUUUGUUCUGUGUCUCUUAAUGUGGAGGAUGAUUGGAAAUUUCCUUUUUAUGGUUGACAGCAUGUUUCUUUGAACACCUUAUUCUAAUGUAAUAGAGUUGAUAUCUAAAUGUGCAUGUCUCAGUUGAUUAUUUUUUUU
Molecule: messenger RNA, 841 nt
Organism: Jatropha curcas
Lineage: Eukaryota; Viridiplantae; Streptophyta; Magnoliopsida; Malpighiales; Euphorbiaceae
Product: SKP1-like protein 1B
Biological process (GO): ubiquitin-dependent protein catabolic process
Source: RefSeq, a predicted model, not a curated record